Molecule: messenger RNA, 1752 nt
Organism: Nematolebias whitei (Rio pearlfish)
Lineage: Eukaryota; Metazoa; Chordata; Actinopteri; Cyprinodontiformes; Rivulidae
Product: piggyBac transposable element-derived protein 4-like
Exons: 2
Coding region: 1-1752 (583 amino acids)
Source: RefSeq, a predicted model, not a curated record
AUGAGCUCCAGACGAUUUACAGCUGAAGAAGCUUUUUCGCAGCUUAUGAACUGGGAUAGUGAUGUAGAGGAAGAGGUUUCAGAGACAGAGGAUCCUUCAGAGCCAGAGGACAAUGCCAUUGAUGAUCCAGAUUUUCAAUUUUCCCAUGAUGAGGAGGAUUCAGAGGACGAGUCUGCAGGUGUCCCUUCUUCAGAUGAAAACCAAGAAAUGCAACAAUCGUCAUCCACAGAGGGGACAUGGACAUCUAAAGAUGGUAAAAUAAAAUGGUCAACAUCACCACACCAAAGCCAAGGUAGAUUGUCAUCUUGUAAUGUCAUCAAAAUGAUUCCUGGUCCUACAAGAUUUGCUGUCACAAGAGUUGAUGAUAUUGAAUCAGCAUUUCAGCUCUUCAUAUCCCCACCCAUAGAGAAGAUAAUCCUCAACAUGACCAACUUGGAGGGGAAGCGUGUCUUUCAAGAGAAAUGGAAGCCACUGGAUCCGACUGACUUGCAUGCUUACAUUGGAAUCCUGGUGUUAGCUGGCGUAUACAGGUCAAAGGGUGAAGCAACUGCAAGUUUAUGGAAUGAAGAGAAUGAAAGGCCAAUCUUCCGAGCAACAAUGUCUUUGGAGACAUUUCACAUGAUCUCUCGUGUGAUCCGAUUUGACAACCGUGACACCAGAGCUGAUCGACGUGAGAGAGACAAACUUGCAGCAAUCAGAGAUGUCUGGAAUAAAUGGGUCGAAAUCCUGCCUUUAUUGUAUAAUCCUGGCCCCCAUGUUACUGUCGAUGAGCGCCUCGUUCCAUUCAGAGGACGCUGUCCAUUCCGACAGUAUAUGCCAAACAAGCCUGCGAAAUAUGGCAUCAAAAUGUGGGCAGCCUGUGAUGCAAAAUCCAGUUAUGUUUGGAACCUGCAAGUAUAUACUGGAAAGCCACCUGGAGGAAGACCUGAGAAGAAUCAGGGAAUGCGUGUGGUUUUGGAGAUGACUGAAGGGCUGCAAGGUCAUAACAUUACAUGUGACAACUUCUUUACAUCCUACCGUCUUGGAGAUGAACUUCAGAAGAGAAAGCUGACUAUGUUGGGAACAGUCAGAAAAAAUAAGCCAGAACUUCCCAGUGAGAUUCUGAAGAUGCAAGGAAGACCUCUGCAUUCCUCAAAAUUUGCUUUCACAGAGAAAACAACACUUGUUUCUUACUGCCCAAAAAGAAACAAGAAUGUUCUUGUGAUGAGCACAAUGCACAAAGACGCAUCUCUGAGCACACGAGAGGACAUGAAACCGCAAAUGAUUCUGGAUUACAACUCCACAAAAGGGGGAGUUGACAAUCUUGACAAAGUCACAGCAACAUAUAGUUGUCAGCGCAAGACUGCCCGUUGGCCUUUGGUGGUUUUCUACAACAUUUUGGAUGUGUCUGCUUACAAUGCCUAUGUGCUGUGGAUUGAGAUCAACCAGCAGUGGAAUGCCAGCAAACUGUACCGACGUCGACUUUUCCUGGAAGAACUAGGCAAAGCACUCGUCACUCCAAAGAUCCAGAACCGGGUCAGGCCAGCUAGAUCCCCAGCAGCUGCUGCUGUCAUCGCAAAGGUCCAGGGCAGGGCAUCUGACCAACCCACAAUGGAUCCUUUGGAUACAGAGGACGCCAUCUCCUCUGUGGUCCACUCUGCUCUCAUUCACCUGGAGCAGAAGGACUCCUAUGUCCAUAUGCUCCUUGUGGACUUCACGUCUUCCUUCAGCACCAUGAUUCCACAGAUCCUGAUGGACAAACUACUCACAUAG